Molecule: messenger RNA, 877 nt
Organism: Mytilinidion resinicola
Lineage: Eukaryota; Fungi; Ascomycota; Dothideomycetes; Mytilinidiales; Mytilinidiaceae
Product: ribosomal protein S18
Exons: 3
Coding region: 38-628 (196 amino acids)
Biological process (GO): mitochondrial translation
Cellular component (GO): mitochondrial small ribosomal subunit; ribosome
Molecular function (GO): small ribosomal subunit rRNA binding; structural constituent of ribosome
Source: RefSeq, a predicted model, not a curated record
CUCGACGACGUCCCUUCAACUCCAUCCAGUCUACACCAUGGCGCUCCUUAGACCCUCAAUGCGACCAGCAACCUCGCUGAGUCGACAUUGCACAAGAUCUUUAUCAUGCACCAGCCGGCGGCUUGCAGAUCCGCCUAGAACCAACAUAGCCGCAGAAACCCUUCGAAUCCUCCAUGGAUCCUCCUCCUCUUCCUCUGCGCCGAAAAGGCCUGCCCCCCGCAAGACCGUGACUCUCACCCCAAAGGACGUCCAGGACGCCGAACUGUCCGCAAAACGCACCGACUACGAGCAGCAGCUCGCGCGGAAAUUCAAGCCUGGAGACGUGUAUGCCCCGCACGAUCUGACGGGGCAGGAGAUGCAGAAGUGGAAGAAGUCGCGAAAUGCGCCGAAGACGGAUGCUAUUGAUGCGCUGGGGCUUAAUCCGAUUAACGAGUACAAGAACUUCUCUAUGAUGUCCGAGUUCAUGACAGAGAUGGGACGGAUAAAGUCUGCGCAGGAGACGGGACUGCGGCCGGUGAACCAGAGGAGAAUGGCAAAGGCUAUAAGGAGGGCAAUCGGGGUCGGCUUGAUGCCGAGUGUUCAUAAGCAUCCAGAGCUGUUGAUGAAGCAGCACAAGCCAAUUCGGUGAUUAGAGUGGAACUCUUGGGUUGGAAUGAAUAGGGCGUAGGAAUAUUUGGAAAGUUAAGUGAUGAGCGAUGUAUCAUACUUGGUUGGGACGGCUGCAUUUUGAGCCAGAUUACAAGAUGCGGUUUGUAAAACACUCGAAUCCUACAAUUUCACAGGUAUGCAAGAUCGAAAAGUCUGCCCUGAUGCGUAUUACCACAGUGAGGUUAUGUGGUAAUAUUCUAGGUAAAGUCUGCCAAUCUUUUCAACACGA